AUGGAACUGCGCAGGCUGGAAGACGUGUAUUGCCAUAAAUAUAUCGUCUCGGUCGAUUUAGUAGAGCAUGGGACAGUUUUGGCUGUCAGUCAUGACGACAGCUCAAUAACAUACUAUGACACACGGACAAUGUCCGUUUUGGACGGCCUUGACAAUUCAACCACAGUGACCUGUCUUGCCCAAGCAGGGUUCCACUACCCACUCGAAACGUCAGGUCUUCACAUCGCUUUCUCUCCGAACGCUUGCGUUGCCGUUACGCUGGAUAUUGAUGGAAAUAUGCAAUUGAGAGUGAUGGAGCAUUCGUUUGGAUCUACAGAGGGUCUCUAUGAUGAGAAGGCUCAAAUCACAUUUAUUAGCGAGGUGUAUCGUGCACUGCCGGUAAAUUGCAAUUUCACAGCCGAACAGGACAAACUCAUGAGCCAUCCAUACAUACCUCGUUGCCUCAGUCUACAAGCGGGACUGGGCUUCAAAGGGAGACUCAAGCGCCGCAACCUCUCAUCGGCCGUGCCGUGGGCAAGCCUUCAACUCAGACAUGCCUCGGUUCUGUUUGCAUAUUUCUUCCAGUAUAAUAAAGGGGGCCAGACUGAAUCACAUGAUCCAGAUGUUCUACGCAUGGUGUUGGGAAACACCAAAUGGACAUUAGACUUCUCUCACUUUAUUCUAAACGAAAUCUUCGACAUGGCCGACGACUUCGAAGAUGUCUUCAAUGACCCGGAAGCAUUCACACAGAAACUGAAGAACUCCUCCUCCCUCCCCCUCCUAAUCCUCCUUUCAAGCAUGUCGCGCGCCUUCCUCCGCUUCAUCUGCCGUGGCCUCCGCGGCGUGCAUGCCGGCUACACAAGCGCAAACCCUGCCUCCCUUAUAGGUGACUCCCGGAUCUACUACACAGAGAUCUGCCAAACACUAGAAUCAUCACCGGUACGAAUCGACGUGUACGAGAAGUUCCUGGCAGGAGUCGACUCAGCCGUGAAGCACGCCUACCAAGGCGCAGGCUUCGGCGACGCCGAAAGACCGGGACCGGAAAAGGAACUACUGGUUAAUGCGCGCAUCCCGCCAGUCCUCACCACAGCCGUGGCCACCCUCCUCCGGCAGACAGUCCCUGCGCUCAAAUUAGAAAUCAACCGCAUGGCGAUCUACCUCGGGGAUUAUAGCUGGCUUGGUUCUGGGAAUGACCGACGCACGGCGCUGUACCGUAAGCAGCGUGAGGUCGAUAUCCUCAAGAAGUGUCCGCUGCGUCCGCCGUUGCCGUUGGGGAACGAUGGUCGCGUGGCGCCUCUGAAGAAGCGCAGGUGUGUGCGCUGUUGUGAGGUCUCUGGUGAUACUAAUCUGCCACGGUCUCUUCUGUCAUUCAAGAUGAUUGCUAAGCUAGGGCUGUUGCGGUCCUGUCUUUGCGGGGGGAUGUGGGUUCUCGAGAUGGAUACUGGUGAUCUUGCGGUUACAACUGGGAGUGCGCAUGGCAAUAGGAUUAGCCAGACUUAG
Penicillium digitatum Pd1 is the source of this 1479-nucleotide messenger RNA. The record is from RefSeq and is a predicted model, not a curated record. NCBI's taxonomy places the organism in Eukaryota, Fungi, Ascomycota, Eurotiomycetes, Eurotiales, Aspergillaceae.